AUGGUGGAAGAGCCGGCGGCGACAUCGCGUGCGGGACGCGUGAUAACACCGUCAGCAUGGGCCCAAGAGGCCUCGGGCAGCGACAUUAUCAGCGCCGUUAGAACGUCCAAGAAAUCUAUAACUCAAGGGGAAUUAACAGCGGUAAAGAAAGCCGCUAGCCUUAUUGAGGAGAAACAGAGCGGCAAAGACGGAAACAGGGACAUGCUUAAAAAGAUAGCCCAUACAAUUCAAGCGCUGCAGACCCAAGUAGAAGCAAUUGAAAGCCAAUCUAUAGAAGAAUGCAAGCAACUCUGGGAGCAGCUAGACACUAUCGCGAAUACUCUAGCCAAGGCAAUAUACGCGACUAUAAUUGAUAGACAAUCUAGACAUCAACAAGAUACACCACUAGUCCCCCUAGCCCCUCCUACAUUAGCUAAUACGCUAUUCUGCACCAUCGACACGUCCCGCGUUGGAGAAGAAGACAAAGCUAAAAUCGAGAAGAAGCUGCGAGAGAGUGAGGAAACAAGGAAUUGGCAUUACGCAGCAAUAAUCAAGGACCCGAAGAAUGUAGACCGAGUCAAACUAUAUCCGGUUAAAAUCGACAAUGCCAACCGGACGGCCAUCCUGGAUGCGGAUGGGAACAUUCUACUAGGGGCAGCCAAGGCCUUGGGAAAGGAGAAUAAUCUUAGCAAGAAGGACUCUAACAAAGUAUACGGAUCUAUGGUAGCAUAUAUCACAAAAAAGAUGGACGCCAAACGUUUAAUAGAUGGCAACUACUUUGAUAUAGCAGGAGAAUCCGCGUACACUUGA
Messenger RNA from Talaromyces stipitatus ATCC 10500, 789 nucleotides. RefSeq lists its product as uncharacterized. The record is from RefSeq and is a predicted model, not a curated record. NCBI's taxonomy places the organism in Eukaryota, Fungi, Ascomycota, Eurotiomycetes, Eurotiales, Trichocomaceae. Bases 1 to 789 code for a protein of 262 amino acids. The transcript is spliced from 5 exons.